AUGUCCGUCGCGUCGCCCACCAAGACCAAGAAGCAGCCGUCGCGCGCAUCGAGCCAUCGCUCUACCCUCUCGGUGCAGAAGAGCGAAAUCCGGAUCCACGUCUACGACCUGCUGCCGCCGGGUAAAGUUUCGUCGCUGCUAUGGACCCUCGGCAGCGGCCUGCUGCACUCGGGCGUCGUGAUCAAAGACAAGGAGUAUGCCUACGGUGGUCACGACCGCCGCGGCAUCACCGGCGUCUACUGGACCAGGCCACGACUCGAGCCGCCCGGCGGCACCUUCAGAUGUGAGGUGCUGCAGGGCUUCUCCUUCCUGACCGACGAUGAGCUCGCUGCCGUCAUAAAAGAGGCCUCAGAGAAGUUCCAGGGCACCGCCUACAACCUGCUGACCUUCAACUGUAACCACUUCACCUCGUAUCUGUGCGAAAAGCUCACUGCAAGGCCUGCGCCGCGAUGGCUCAACCGCGCAGCAAGCAUCGGUGUAGCCCUGCCUUGCGUUGUGCCGCGGGAGUGGAUUGCCCCUCCCGACCAUGAUACCGCUGAUGGUGAGCUCCUGGACGAUGACGAUGAGCGCGCAGCAAUGCUGCACGCCACUCAAUCACAGAGUGCCCUGCACCUUACCGAUUCCCAGGACCAGUAUUCGACCGACGAGGAGGUGGAGAGCAGUCGACCGAGGAACGCAGGCAAGCGGUCGACAUCAUCCACCGAAGUUGGUCGCCCACGGCGCUCUUCGAUCAAGGACACUAGUGGGCGCGACAUUCCUGCCAGCGAACGCGCUCCCGUGCAUGGCAGGUCUUGA
Messenger RNA from Diplodia corticola, 795 nucleotides. RefSeq lists its product as uncharacterized. Bases 1 to 795 code for a protein of 264 amino acids. Gene Ontology annotation, molecular function: deubiquitinase activity. The record is from RefSeq and is a predicted model, not a curated record. The transcript is spliced from 4 exons. Gene Ontology annotation, biological process: protein deubiquitination. Lineage: Eukaryota; Fungi; Ascomycota; Dothideomycetes; Botryosphaeriales; Botryosphaeriaceae.